GCACUGGGCAGCGGCUCCUCCAUAUCUUGACGGUAUUCUCUCACUCUCUGAUUCCGUUCUGCUGGGUUCUGGUUCUGGUUGGUUCUCUGAGGAGAGCACCUCCCCUCCAAAAAGCAUGCCAUCUUCUCUUCUUUCCCCCUGAAAAGAUAACCCCUCCGCCUCUUGAGGUAUAAAAAUCUCUUUCUUUACUCUCUGCAACUCAGUUUCUGAGAUAUCCUCAUGGAGAUCUCAGUUGGGCCAUGGAAUUCCUCCAACGGGAACGGGGGGAGAGAUGAAGAUCCAGAUAAUAAGUCUCCUGAAGAGCGGGAGAUGAAGCAGCCCGGGACCAUGAAUAAAAGAGGAAGGAAGUGCAAAAAUGGUCCGACGCAGAAGAAACCGCCACAGAGAGGAUUGGGUGUGGCUCAACUUGAGAGACUAAGGUUGCAAGAGCGAUGGAAGAUGAUGACGGAGAUGGAUCCAUUUCUCUGUCAAAGCUUAAAAGAUCAGGCCCAGUUCCAGUUCUCUUUCCCGUUUGUCAAUCAACAGCCAAGCGGGAUAUCAGCCCCAUUGUCUGGUCUUGGUCCGACGAACUAUGCAGGACCGAAUAGCAGUCUCUUGAGUUCGCACACUUUGGCUUAUUACUCGUGCAGCGUCGGGAACGGCGGGAUUUCCGGAGUUCCCGUUGCUUCUGGGGUACGACCUGUGUAUUACUCCCAGCGGUUUGAGGCGGAUCGGUCAAGGAUCGGCAGUCAUGAAAGGAGGUUCCAGAACGGGCAUUCAAUCGAGAGUCGGAAAGAGCUCUCUUCAAUUCAAACCAUGCAUGGUUUGUCCGAUGAACAGUCCUACCUGUGGGCCAAGUAUAAGAAACACUCUAAUGGCGACAACUUGGAGUAUGGAGGAGCGGGAAGACAUCGAUGGGUAAUGCCGAUAGACGACAGAGGUUUUCUAGGAUUAGAUCUGGGAUGCAACAGGAACCUUGAUGGAGAAAGAGGAAAUGUCGGUGACGGAGCAGGAGGAGCGAGAUUAAGGCUUGACAGACCUAAAGUCCACGAGGAAGCGAAGGUGUUGGCAGUUCAAAGAAAGGGGAGGACGGUGAUAGGGGAAGUGGUGAUGGAGUAUGAUUUCUUCCCGUGCAGUGAAGGAGGAGGAGGAGACAGAAGAAAAAUGGAGAUGAACAACAAUGGUUGGUGUUCGACCCAGCAGACAGAGGGAUCUUCAUCUUCAUCGUCGUCAGCAGCAACAUCAUCAUCAAGAGCAGGAGUAGUGGUGGGUGAGGCUUCUACAAGUAGAAGUGCACAUUUUCUUGAUUUGUCACUGAAGCUCUCCUGCUAGAAGCAUAAAGCAACUUUAAAUGCUUUCUGGUUUCUUUUUGUUUAUAUGCAAUGCAACUGGACCGAACACAAAUUGCAGACUUUCAAGUUUGCUGUUUUUGUGUAGAGAGAGAGGGAGAGAGAGAUUCUAUUUUUUAUAUCACAUUCACAAUGCUUAUUUGGAAUAUAUAUUCCCUUUUUUU
Molecule: messenger RNA, 1492 nt
Organism: Nelumbo nucifera (sacred lotus)
Lineage: Eukaryota; Viridiplantae; Streptophyta; Magnoliopsida; Proteales; Nelumbonaceae
Molecular function (GO): DNA-binding transcription factor activity
Source: RefSeq, a predicted model, not a curated record